UUUGGUAUAAAAUCUCAUGUGCUUCUCAUUCAGGUGAUGGUCACGGAAGCAAUGGCUGCUGCUUGGCUUGUGGUUGCGCUGGUGCAUGCCUUCUUGAUUGGUAGAGUGCAUUGUAUUCCAGCUGGUCCUACUACACGGGAUGGAUCCAAUUCUGGCUUUAAAGAUGCAACUCCUGAUGAUGAUUCAGUCAAGAAGGCAAUUGAACUUCUCCAGUCUUUGGAUUUUGUGCUGAAGCAAAACUACAAUGUGAGCGCCAAGGGCGAGCAGAAUGACUACCAGCAAGAACAGCAAAGCCAUAACAUGAGUGCCAAGGGCCAGCAGAAUGACUACCAAGAACAACAAAGCUUCAAUGUGAGCGCCAAGGGCAAGCAGAAUGACUACCAACAAGAACAGCAAAGCUAUAACGUGAGCGCCAAAGGCCAGCAGAAUGACUACCAGCAAGAACAGCAAAGCCAUAACAUGAGUGCCAAGGGCCAGCAGAAUGACUACCAACAAGAACAGCAAAGCUACAACGUGAGCGCCAAGGGCCAGCAGAAUGACGACUACCAGCAGCAAAGCUACAACGUGAGCGCCAAGGGCCGGCAGAAUGACGACGACCAACAAGAAUGGCAAAGCUAUAACGCGAGCGCCAAGGGCCGGCAGAAUGACGACUACCAACAAGAAUGGAAAAGCUAUAACGCGAGUGCCAAGGGCCAGCAGAAUGACGACCAACAAGAAUGGCAAAGCUACAACGUGAGCGCCGAGGGCCAGCAGAACGACCAACAGCAAAGCUACAACGUGAGCGCCGAGGGCCAGCAGAACGACCAACAGCAAAGCUACAACGUGAGCGCCGAGGGCCAGCAGAACGACCAACAGCAAAGCUACAACGUGAGCGCCGAGGGCCAGCAGAACGACUACCAACAAGAACAGCAAAGCUACAACGUGAGCGCCACGGGCCAGCAGAACGACUACCAACAAGAACAGCAAAGCUACAACGUGAGCGCCACGGGCCAGCAGAACGACUACCAACAGCAAAGCUACAACGUGAGCUACCUGAGGGACGGAAUGGAGGAUGAUGACGAUGAAUUUCCUUUUUUAGUGAAUGUUUAAUGUGGCAGACUUGAGCUGCAGUGUUAGGAACAUUUAAAAAUAAAACUUUAAACUUGC
Molecule: messenger RNA, 1146 nt
Organism: Corythoichthys intestinalis (scribbled pipefish)
Lineage: Eukaryota; Metazoa; Chordata; Actinopteri; Syngnathiformes; Syngnathidae
Product: putative cyclin-dependent serine/threonine-protein kinase DDB_G0272797/DDB_G0274007
Exons: 3
Coding region: 37-1089 (350 amino acids)
Source: RefSeq, a predicted model, not a curated record